Molecule: messenger RNA, 1212 nt
Organism: Aspergillus terreus NIH2624
Lineage: Eukaryota; Fungi; Ascomycota; Eurotiomycetes; Eurotiales; Aspergillaceae
Product: putative MFS transporter
Exons: 4
Coding region: 1-1212 (403 amino acids)
Biological process (GO): transmembrane transport
Molecular function (GO): transmembrane transporter activity
Source: RefSeq, a predicted model, not a curated record
AUGGGCCACGGUGACACUGAGUCCCCGAACCCAACGACGACCACGGAAGGUAGCGGACAAAACGAGCCAGAGAAAAAGGGCCGUGAUAUUCCAUUAUGGAGAAAAUGUGUCAUUACGUUUGUUGUUAGUUGGAUGACUCUAGUCGUUACUUUCUCCAGUACUUGUCUUCUUCCUGCCGCCCCUGAAAUCGCGAAUGAAUUUGAUAUGACUGUCGAGACUAUCAACAUCUCCAAUGCUGGUGUCCUAGUUGCCAUGGGAUAUUCAUCCCUCAUAUGGGGUCCCAUGAACAAGUUAGUCGGCCGGCGGACAUCAUACAAUCUGGCCAUUUCAAUGCUUUGUGCAUGCUCCGCUGGAACGGCAGCGGCGAUAAACGAGGAAAUGUUCAUAGCGUUCAGAGUGUUGAGCGGCUUAACCGGAACCUCGUUCAUGGUCUCAGGCCAAACUGUUCUUGCAGAUAUCUUUGAGCCUGUUUACCGUGGGACGGCCGUAGGUUUCUUCAUGGCCGGGACUCUUUCUGGCCCUGCAAUAGGCCCCUGCGUGGGAGGGGUCAUCGUCACUUUCACGAGUUGGCGUGUUAUCUUCUGGCUUCAACUAGGUAUGAGCGGGCUGGGGCUCGUGCUUUCUCUGCUAUUUUUCCCGAAAAUCGAAGGAAAUUCUGAGAAGGUCUCAACGGCGUUUAAACCGACCACACUUGUCACAAUCAUAUCGAAAUUCUCCCCAACGGAUGUGCUCAAGCAGUGGGUGUAUCCAAAUGUCUUUCUUGCCGACUUAUGCUGUGGCCUCCUGGCAAUCACGCAAUAUUCGAUCCUGACUUCAGCUCGUGCCAUAUUCAACUCACGAUUUCAUUUAACGACUGCCCUAGUAUCGGGUCUCUUCUACCUCGCUCCAGGUGCCGGGUUCCUGAUAGGCAGUCUCGUCGGCGGUAAACUUUCGGAUCGCACCGUUCGGAGAUACAUAGUAAAGCGCGGAUUCCGUCUCCCUCAGGAUCGACUCCACAGCGGGCUCAUCACAUUGUUCGCCGUGCUGCCCGCAGGAACGCUCAUUUACGGGUGGACACUCCAAGAGGAUAAGGGUGAUAUGGUAGUGCCCAUAAUCGCGGCGUUCUUCGCGGGCUGGGGGCUCAUGGGCAGUUUUAACUGCCUGAACACUUACGUGGCUGGUUUGUUCCACACCCUCAUUUAUCUAUUCCCUUUGUGUACAUGCCCACAAUAA